ACUCACAGGCCUUUUACGACGCCAUCAAGAAGUUCCGCUGAACCUACCGCUGCACAGUUCCGGUUGAGACCUUUCCUAGACCGAGAACCUACUCCGGCGCGCACGGGCCUCGUCUUAUUUCUGUGCGUCCCGAGCAGCGUUCCCGGGACUGCAUCAUGGAGGCGCGUUUCACACGUGGGAAGUCGGCGCUGCUAGAGCGCGCACUGGUGCGGCCCCGCACUGAGGUGAGCCUGAGUGCCUUUGCCCUUCUCUUCUCCGAGCUGGUGCAGCACUGUCAGAGCCGCGUUUUCUCUGUGGCUGAGCUUCAGGCACGCUUGGCUGCCCUGGGCCGCCAGGUGGGCGCCCGAGUCCUAGAUGCCCUGGUGGCCCGCGAGAAAGGUGCCCGGCGUGAGACCAAGGUGCUGGGUGCAUUGCUGUUUGUCAAGGGCGCGGUGUGGAAGGCACUGUUCGGCAAGGAGGCGGACAAGCUGGAGCAGGCCAAUGAUGACGCGCGCACUUUCUACAUCAUUGAGAGGGAGCCUCUCAUUAACACCUACAUCUCUGUGCCCAAGGAGAACAGCACACUGAACUGUGCCAGCUUCACAGCGGGCAUCGUGGAGGCUGUACUCACGCACAGCGGCUUCCCUGCCAAGGUUACGGCGCACUGGCACAAGGGGACCACACUCAUGAUCAAGUUUGAAGAGGCUGUUAUUGCCCGAGAUCGGGCCCUGGAGGGACGCUGACGCCUCAGGAGAUAAAGGAUGAGCAGAUCCCGUUCCCAAGCCUGUGUUGUGUCUUGUGUAGGGGCGUCAGAUCUGCCCAGAUCCUGAUCCUGGUCCCUAGUCCCAGACUGAGGGAGUCUGAAGGCAAGCUUGUCAGGCAUAGAUGAAGAGUAAGGAAGUGGACAAUGGGCUCACUUGGCUUCUGGCUUUCAGAUAAGGUUGGAGGCUUGGAUGUACUGGGGAGAUAGGGCACCUAUGGAGUUAUCAUUGGAGCUUGCAGUCUGGAGAGGUGGGGGCAGGGAUAUGAGGUUAAGAGGGACCAGCAAACUGCCAGUGCUAUAGCCCAGUUUGUAGAGUGCCCUGGGUUUGAUUCCUUAUGCCACAUAAAAUGGGUGCAAAUUGUCUCAUCCCAGCACUAGGAAGGUAGAGGGAGAAAGAUCGCCAGUUCAAGGCCAUCCUCUGCUGCUUAGCAAGUCUGAGACCAGCUUUGGCAGCACAGGACUCUUUCUUAAACCAGUGUGAAGCAGGGGUUCUCUUCUCUUGAAACUCAAGUUUUCCUCAAAUCUUCAUUUGUUCUAAAAAACCCCAAAGUCAGAUAAUAAAAGGGGUGGGGUGUGGGUGUGUGCCUAAACAAUAAAUCUGGUGGACAUUGGCUACUCAGAGUGGGUUGUGGACUGUCCGCAUCAGCACCAGCAUCCAUAUCAAGAGUCAGCAUCACUGACCCACCUGCAGGAUCACUGGUCCACCCCUAGACUUACUGGACCAGAAGUUUGCAUUCCAGCCCCUUUCUCAGAGGUCUUCCUGGGAUUCUCAUUUUGAGACACGGCACUUCAGGGCAUCGGAGUCACCUGAAGGACUUAAAAACGCAGGUGGUUUCAAAACAACAAAACUGUAGGUUUUACCCCUACAGUCAGAUUCUGCAGUUUUGGGGUGUGCUUAAGAAUUUGUUUCUGGUAUAUUCUGGAGAGCUGCUGGGUGCCCCAGGGAUCACAUUGAGAAUAGUGGCACACUAGCCUCUCAAAGGGAGAAGAGCCCAGAACCAUCUGGAAACUUAGGAGGGUUUUAAGGGUAAUAUUUAAAAAGUGUAUUCUGAGACAGGUUUCUGUCCACACAGGCUGGCUUCAGCCUUGCUGUAUAUUUAAAGAUGACUGAAUUCCUGACCCUUCUGACUCUACAUGAGGUUGAGUGUUUAGCUUAGUGGCUCAUCACAUUUACUAUUUUAAGCAGAGUCUGAAUUACGCUUUCCUGGCUGACCUGGAACUCACUGUGUAGACCAGGCUGGCCUCACACUCAGAGGUCUACCUCCCUAGUGCUGAGAUUAAAGUUGAGCACCACCA
Molecule: messenger RNA, 2038 nt
Organism: Arvicanthis niloticus (Nile rat)
Lineage: Eukaryota; Metazoa; Chordata; Mammalia; Rodentia; Muridae
Source: RefSeq, a predicted model, not a curated record